GAGAGUGUGUUGUUUGGGUUCCGGAUUCCCUAACAGCUGCGUACCGACGUCCUCUGCUCUCUCUCUCUCUCUCUCUCUCUUUCUCUCUGUCUGUAUAUAUAUAUUUGCAAUUUCUGGGCUUCUCAUCCUCAAAUAAUCCCAAAACUGCCGUUGUCGUUUUAUAUUGGUUCAGUCGAAAUCUGAUUACACAUACCUACAAUAAUCUCUGUGGAUGAGUGGUCCCGUAUAUGCCCAUUUUGUUCCCCUUCACCAACUGGGUUUCUGUAUUUGAUCAGCAAAGAUGAUUAUUUGAAUGAGUGCUCUUCUGGGUUUAUAGCUUAAGCAGCAGAGUACCAGCAGGAUAAGGAUUUCUUAGUUACUGUUCUCCUUCAUGGAGACCAUAGCUUCAUCUGGUUCACUGCCCAUUCCUCAAGAACCAGCUGAUUAUGAUGAUGUUUCUAUGCAGCAGAGUUUGCUCUUCUCUGAUAGUCUCAAGGAUUUGAAGAGUCUGAGAACACAGCUCUACUCGGCAGCUGAGUAUUUUGAAUUGUCCUACACCUAUGAUGACCAAAAACAGAUAGUGUUAGAUACAUUGAAGGAUUAUGCCAUUAAAGCCCUCGUGAAUACUGUAGACCAUUUGGGCUCUGUCACAUCUGAGGUUAAUGACCAAUUAGAUGAAAAGGUUGAUGAAGUUUCUGGUACAGAGCUUCGGGUAUCUUGCAUUAAACAGAGACUACGGACAUGCCAAGAGUACAUUGAUCAGGGGGGGCUCUCCCAGCAGUCACUGAUGAUAAAUACUCCCAAGUACAAUAAGAGAUACAUAUUGCCAGGAUUAGACAGGGAGACCAUGCAUGGGGCAUCUCAUACUAAAGUAAAACAUCAAGGAUGCAGCCUGGAUGAUAAAGAAGACGGGCACCAAUUUAGGAAUGCUGGUUGUUUCUCCAUAGCAGUUCAAACUACAAAAAGAGAAAUCCCAUCUGCUUCAGUCAGUCCAUGCAGAAAAGGGCGCUCCCCAUCGCCUUCUCCACGACCUUUGCAGCAACCUGCAACUUUUUCGUUCACUGCCACCAAGCCAAAAAAAGAACAAGAGAAGCGAGCAGUUUCACCAACUCGAUUUCCUCUUUUAGAUCUUGGAUCUCUCUCUUCUAGGCCAACCACCCCAAAUUCAAAGAUGACCGUUCAAAAUUCAAGUCGGCGAGCAACUACUCCAAAUCGAAGGCUGCCCUUCCCAAAUUCAAGUUGGCCAACCGCUCAAAACCCUGCUUCUGCUAGACCAAGGCAUCUUUCAGAGCCUCGGAAUUCAGUUCCACUGCAUCUCCAUUCCGAGAAGGAAAUUCCCAAAGAAACCGAACAAUACCCCAGAAAAAGUAAUCGCCUCCUCAAGUCCUUGCUCAGUCGGCGAAAAUCAAAGGAAGAUGAGAUGCUGCUAUACACUUACUUAGAUGAAUACUGAAUUAAGAGGGGAAAAGAGGUAGAGAAGGGCAUGAAAAUAGGGUAAAUGAAUGUUGACUUGCUUUUUCAAUUUUCCUUCAAAAUCCAAUUUGUAACUGUAGCCCUUGUUCCCUUUGACGCGUUAGCCUGCAGUGUUAUAGUGUAUUUUCAACACAUUAUAAAGUUAGUGGCAAUAUAUGAGGUAUUAUUAUUCCGGUUA
This is a messenger RNA of Cornus florida, 1630 nucleotides long. Its product is annotated as protein ABIL2-like. The record is from RefSeq and is a predicted model, not a curated record. Bases 371 to 1432 code for a protein of 353 amino acids. The transcript has 10 exons. NCBI's taxonomy places the organism in Eukaryota, Viridiplantae, Streptophyta, Magnoliopsida, Cornales, Cornaceae.